Messenger RNA from Magallana angulata, 975 nucleotides. RefSeq lists its product as uncharacterized. NCBI's taxonomy places the organism in Eukaryota, Metazoa, Mollusca, Bivalvia, Ostreida, Ostreidae. The transcript has a single exon. Bases 56 to 874 code for a protein of 272 amino acids. The record is from RefSeq and is a predicted model, not a curated record.
UGUAUUUUUCAUGUAAUUUUCAGACUUGCCAACAUUAUCAACAGAAGCUGCUGCGAUGGAUACACAGAAACGACAGAUUGAGGCAAUGUUUGACAACCGGCAACAGCGUUAUGUGUGUGAAGUUUGUGACAGGCAAUACAAGACUGCAAAUGGACUCCAACGGCAUCUGAGAGACCAGCAUCGGUGGAACAUCACUGAAAACACAGGGGUGAAUAUACCUCAAGAAGACUGUGACCAUAUUGCUGUGUACUCCGCCUCAUUUAUGAAGUGUGCCCUUCUUCUAAGGGAUACAAACGAUGCCUACCAGAUGGGGGAUGGCAACCGCAUUUUGCUAAACUCCAAAUUGCAGAUGUUACUGUCACGUGUGGGAAACCAUAGCAAGUACCAGUUGUGGUUAUUCAGGUUUAUGGCCUAUUGCUAUGCUUUGCUAACACCAAAAAUGGCUUACGAAUACUUAUGGAACUGUACAGCUAACUUACAAGGAAAUACAGGUCACAAUAUUCCAAAUGACAACCUAGUUGAACUGUUAGUUCAAGCAGUCAAGAAAAGGAUUCAUGCUCAAGGAUCUAAUGCAACUUACAAAAGUGCUAGAAAUGCAGCAUUGUCCUUGCAAAUUCAAGAAGAAAUACUGAUCAAUAUGCAGAAAGAAAUGGAAAAAAAGAAGACUGGACACAAAAGACCCCCACCAUCAAAACUGAAUGACAUUGUUGCUAUGGUGAAUGAACUUAUAUCAGCAAACAUUUUUGAGAGAACUCCUGGCAGAGAAUUUUCUAAUUUUCCAGGAUUUAAAGAUGUAUAUUCGCGUGUGAAAGUGACUGAGCUACAUAAAUGGCUUUCCGAAAACAAGGAGCGACUAUCCUAUGAAUGUAUUUAAACUUAAAAGUGUAUAGAAAGUGAAACAAUUGAUGGAUUUUAUGAACAGACCUUUCCAAUUUUAAAUUAUUUCAACAAUUUGAAUUAUGUACAGUAAGAGCG